Molecule: messenger RNA, 471 nt
Organism: Alternaria ethzedia
Lineage: Eukaryota; Fungi; Ascomycota; Dothideomycetes; Pleosporales; Pleosporaceae
Exons: 2
Coding region: 1-471 (156 amino acids)
Source: RefSeq, a predicted model, not a curated record
AUGGAUGUCCGCACAGUACAGCAAGAGCGACAGGCAUUCCUCAGCCAGGAGCUGGAUACUCAACUGAUGUGGGAGUUCAAGGAGCCAGGAGUUCCAGCUCUGGUAGCACGUAUGCAAGCAGACCACUCGCAGAGACGACGUGAUGCCAGAGCUGCGGCUGAGGCGAGACGACGCGAUGCCAGAGCUGUGGCUGAGGCGCCAAUGCGGCGAGCAUUCGAGUUGGGCAUGCACUUCGUAAUGGACUUUUACGAUGAGAGCCAGCACAACAUCCCUAGAGCCGCGCUAGAUCGAGCGCUCGGCCAGAUCCAAGACCCAGCACAGGAUGGAGUAUUCCGUAUGCUUAAUGGUUUACCACGAGGUGUCCAGGUCCUUAGGACACCAGAAUCGGAGGUCUUUCCACCCACAUCACCCAUUAUGGAUGACUAUCUCUUCCCAGAAGUAAUACCAGAGACUCCCACCAGGCGGCGGUGA